Molecule: messenger RNA, 661 nt
Organism: Arachis duranensis
Lineage: Eukaryota; Viridiplantae; Streptophyta; Magnoliopsida; Fabales; Fabaceae
Product: non-specific lipid transfer protein GPI-anchored 15
Exons: 2
Coding region: 68-433 (121 amino acids)
Biological process (GO): systemic acquired resistance
Molecular function (GO): fatty acid binding
Source: RefSeq, a predicted model, not a curated record
CAAUUCAAUGUACUAAUAUCAAACUAAGCUAGUGAGUGAGUGAGUGAUAAUACUAUAUAUUGAAAUUAUGGAGUCAUCAAUGAUUAGUAGAGCUACAAUUGUGACAUUGAUGGUGUUGUUAUUAACAUCAAAUAAUUAUAAGAAUGUAGAGAGUGCUGGAGAGUGUGGAAGGACACCAAUAGGGUCAGCAGCUGCAAGCUUAAGUCCUUGUUUGGGUGCAACAAAAGAUGUAAGGGCAAAAGUGCCACCAGCAUGUUGUGCUAGGGUUUCUGCUUUGCUUAGAACCUCUCCAAGAUGUCUUUGUGCUGUGCUCUUGUCACCAUUGGCCAAACAGGCUAAGAUCAACCCUGCCACUGCCAUUACUGUCCCUAAGAGGUGCAACAUUAGGAACAGGCCUGUUGGAAAGAAAUGUGGAAGAUACACUCUUCCUUAAAAGUAAGUAUCAUCCUGAGAGAAUAAUUAUUAAUAUUAUAUAUGAUUAUGCAGUAUUUUGAAGACUAUAGAGAUCAAUAAUAAGUGGUGUAUAAUGUCAUAUAUAUGACACUAUAUCAACUAGGAAGGGUAUUAUUGCUAAGACCUGAGAGUAUUUGUAUUACAUGGUUGGAUGUUUAAUUUGUCUUGUUUGUUAUAAUUAAUAUGUAAUAUUUAGUAUUCACUGGUA